Molecule: messenger RNA, 2772 nt
Organism: Huiozyma naganishii CBS 8797
Lineage: Eukaryota; Fungi; Ascomycota; Saccharomycetes; Saccharomycetales; Saccharomycetaceae
Gene: KAP104
Product: Kap104p
Exons: 1
Coding region: 1-2772 (923 amino acids)
Biological process (GO): protein import into nucleus
Cellular component (GO): cytoplasm; nucleus
Molecular function (GO): small GTPase binding; nuclear import signal receptor activity
Source: RefSeq, a predicted model, not a curated record
AUGUCAGAAACUCAUUGGGCUCCGGAAGAAACAUCGGUGUUACAGCUGUCCUCUCUUUUGAGGGAGAGCAUGUCUCCCUCGCAGGAGGCGCGUACGAUUGCGAUGGAUGCAUUGAAAACAUUUGAGGGACAGCCAGAGUUUAUCAACUACCUCUGUUACAUUUUGAUCGAGGCAUCUACAAAUCAGGCGUUGUGUUUGCAGUGUUCUGCUGAGGAAUUGGUCUCCCUGAGAGCUACGGCCGGUCUUCUAUUGAAGAAUACUAUGCUGCAGAGAAAUAGUGGUUAUACGGCACAUGGCAUGGAGUACGUCAAAAAUAAUAUUAUCCGCGGGUUACAGAACAACGGGGGUAACAAGCUACUCGGUAAUCUCACUGGUAUCGUCAUAACGACUCUGUUUUCUACUCUUUACCGCCAGGACAGGUCGGAUGUGACAGGCGUGGCGAUGCUAUACCAGUUGGUGGAACUAUCUAGUCAAGGUAAUGAGGGUGCCAUCAAGGCUUUAUCCAAGAUAAUGGAAGAUAAUGGUCAAUUUUUCCAAUUGGAGUGGCAAUCCUCCGAAGGGCCAAUAAAACCUAUUCAGUUUUUAACCGAUGCGUUUUUGAAGUUUAUGGCUCAGACAGAUCAACUGAGCACUAUCGUCAGGUCUGAGAGUAUCAAAUGUUUGAAUUUUGCUAUAGCACUUCAGCUCCAAUACACUAUCAUAAAACUAGACGAAAUCUUGACGAAUAUCUUCCACUUGGCGCAAGUCGAUGAGGACGAUCAGGUGAGGGCCCAACUUUGUGUUUCUUUCACGACGAUAUUGGAGGUCAGACCGGAUAAGCUAGUAAAUAACCUGGAUGGUAUUGUUCAAUUUAUGUUGCACUUGAUCAACACUGUCCAGGAGGAGAAGGUUGCCAUUGAAGCUUGCGAGUUUUUGAACGGUUUUGUCACAAGCUCGCACAUUCCGAAGCAUAUCCUUCAACCUUAUGUCAGUCAGAUUGUCCCUGUUCUAUUGGCAAAGAUGGUUUUUGAUGAGGAUUCUAUUUUAGAGUAUGAAUCCCAUAACGAGGAUGACGCCUUCCAGGAUGAUAAGGACGAAGAUAUCAAGCCAGUGGCACCUCAUAUUGUCAAGAAAAAGACCGUUUCUGAGGGGCCCAAGGGCACAGGAGGAGAUUCCUCAGAUGAAGAGGGUGAUGACGAUGAUGACGAUGGGGAUGUCGACUCUCGCUGGACUCUAAGAAAAUGCUCUGCGGCUACUUUAGACGUGAUGACAACAAUUCUGCCAAGGGACGUCAUUGAAAUAGCAUUCCCAUUUUUAAGAGAACAUCUGACCUCUGAUAUGUGGUACGUCAGGGAAGCGACCAUUUUGGCCCUAGGGGCUAUGGCGGAGGGUAUCAUGAAAUAUUUUAAUGAGCAGUUGCCGGUGAUGAUUCCUUUCCUCGUAGAGCAGUUGAAGGAUGCAUGGGCUCCCGUGAGGAAGAUAACCUGUUGGACUUUGAGUAGAUUUGCACCAUGGAUAUUACAAGACCAUACUGAGUUCCUGAUCCCAGUUUUGGAACCUAUCGUAACGACUUUGUUGGAUAAGAGGAAGGAUGUACAGGAGGCGGCGAUCAGUAGUGUGGCUGUCUUUGUAGAGAACUGCGAUUCAGAGCUAAUUGAGACACUGCUGUACAGUGAGUUGCUGGCCAGUUUUGACAAAUGUUUCCAGUUCUACAAGAAAAGAAACCUGAUUAUCCUUUAUGACGCCGUUGGGAGGUUUGCCGAGAAGGUGGAGCUGGACGACGUUGCGAUGCAAAUGAUUUUACCUCAUUUGAUAAACAAGUGGUCUACAUUACAGGACAAUGACAAGGAGUUGUGGCCGCUGCUUGAAUGUCUAUCGUGUGUUGUUUCCUCUUUGGGUGAGAGGUUCAUGCCUAUGGCCCCCAAUGUCUACGAUAGAGCGCACAGGAUACUGUGCAAUUGUGUUGAAUUAGAGGCCAAGUCGCAACAAGACCCGAGCAUCGUGGUGCCGGAAAAAGAUUUCACGAUCACAUCUAUUGAUUUGAUAGACGGUUUGGCGCAAGGACUGGGCGCGCACUGUCAGCCAUUACUGUUCCCCAACAACGACAACUCGUUGCUGAGGGUUCUGUUAGAGUGUUUAAACGACCCGGUACCUGAGGUGAGACAAAGUGUGUUUGCACUGUUGGGGGACAUAGUCACCUAUUGCAGCCCUCAAUUGAUGUCCGGAACGCUCCCCCAUUUUUUGAAGUUCAUCGGUAACGAGAUAAUGCACAACGACGAUCCAGAUGGCGCCCCCUCCGUGAUAAACGCUGUGUGGUGUCUUGGGCUUAUCAGCGAGCGGAUCGAUUUGAGCGAGUACCUGAUCGAUUUGACGCGCGUUCUUUUGGACGUCUUUACUACCACAUUACAGUUUGUUGACGUGGGCAUUCUAGAAAACAUAGCCAUCACGAUUGGACGGAUCGGCAUCACGCACCCUGAAGUGUUUGCCUCUGGUGCCUUCGCACAUGACACUGUAUGGGCGAAGUGGACCAGUUACAUGUCUACGGUAGAGUCUGCUGAGGAGAAAAGCAGCGGGUACAUGGGAUUUAUCAGAAUCGUCAACCUGAGCCCGCCACAGAUAAUGACCAAGGGCACUCUGGUGAGCAUCAUUGAGGGACUUUCCUUUAACGUCGAGGCAGAAGUGUUUGCCCAGGAUAUCCUGCCUUUCCUAAUGAACCACUCCCAGCAGAUACAAGCCGUGUCCCACCAGUUGACCCCCGAGUGUAUCGCCUUCCUGCAGAGGUUCAGCAGCUGA